CGUCAUCGUCUUCAAUAAAAAAAAGAUUCUCCUGGUGGCGGCGGUUGCACGGGUAGAUAUAAUCGAACGGGUCAUGCAAUACAAACUAGCGAGACCAGAGCAGAAUAUUUACAUCAUCGGAUGUACGGACUGAACCGCUCCCGCAUUGCACUAAAACAAUAAAAGCGUGUUAUAUGGCUCUUCUCCCAUCAAGGGAUGGUAUUUGGAUUAAAGGAGACUCAAGGGAAGUAGCCAGGGUUGAUGCCUGGCUAUCCUGCUUGUUAGCUACUAGCUAACUGAUGUUGCAUCGAUGGAAUUAUUCGAGUGCCAUUGAUUGAGAACCACCUAACAACACUGAAGGAGUACAGUACCGUUCAUGGAUAGUGGCUAGCUAGCCUUUACAGGAGUGUGAAUGACCAAGACCGAUAUGAAUAUUACUCAGUAUUGAAAUAUCUAACUAAAUACAUGUGACUUGGUAUUCAUCCAUUUCAAGCCAGCUAUCUCUCGGCUGGCUAGUUUUAUCGUCCGGCAUUUGGACGGGGGGCACGUUAAUUGGGCAGUGUGCGUCAGUAUGGCACAGCUUCUAGAAAGCGCCCGCAAACUGGGCUGGGUACUAGUCAACUCCUUCCUUCGCUUCGUCUUUGUGUUCAUCAACAACUGUGUAGCGAUCCCCUCCUAUUGCCUCUUCUGUAUUAUUCUUCAACCUCUGAGAAUAAUGGACAGCCGCAGUUUCUGGCUCAUUGAAGGAAUAAUGUUCAAAUGGAUGUUGGCGAUGGUGUCACAGUGGGGAUGGGUUGCGGGCUAUACAGUUAUGGAAUGGGGCGACGACGUAAGACCCCUCUCCGAAGAAGAAGCAAUGGUCAUCGUCAACCACCAAGCCACGGGGGAUGUGUGCACCCUGAUGAUGUGCCUCCAGGACAAGGGCACGGUGGUGCGGAAGAUGAUGUGGUUGAUGGACCACGUGUUCAAGUACACAAACUUUGGCCUGGUUUCUCUCAUCCACGGGGACUUCUUCAUCCGCCAGGGUAAAGCCUACCGGGACAAGCAGCUGAUUUACCUGAAGGACCACCUGGACCAGUACUACCACAGCCGCGACAGGAAGUGGAUCGUGCUCUUCCCGGAGGGCGGCUUCCUGCGCAAGCGGAGGGAAACCAGCCAGGCGUUCGCCAAGAAGAACUCACUGCCUCACCUCACGCAUGUGACCCUCCCCCGGCUGGGCGCCACCCAGGUGAUCCUGAAGACCCUGGGGCCGCAGCAGGAAAACGGCAUCCUGGGAAACGACGCCAGCAUGGCGUACCCUGGCCAGUCAGGCAGUAAACCCAGAGGACUCCAGUGGGUGGUGGAUGUGACCAUAGCCUACCCCAAAGCCAGACCCAUGGACAUACAGACCUGGAUCUUUGGCUACAGACCCCCCACCGUCACACAUGUACAUUACCGGGUUUAUCCCAUCAAGGAAGUUCCCUUGGAGACCAAGCCACUGACUGAUUGGCUGUACCACAGGUUUGUGGAGAAGGAGGAUCUACUUGCCCACUUCUACCAAACAGGAGCCUUCCCCCCACCAAAAGGUCAAAAAGAGGCCGUCUCCCGGCCGAUGACCCUGAACCACGUCCAGCUGUGUGUCAUCCAGUUCCUGGCCUUUGCCUCAGCCUACAUGUGGUACAGUGUUCUGCAGUACCUCUACUGCUGUCUGUUCUGAGCGCACUGAGGUGGUUCUGUACGAGUGGACCGGACCCUAUUGGCACUGCUCCUAGAUCCGUCGAGGGCGUGUCCUCCCCGACGCUGCCCCACCCCCCUGCGAUGGAUGAAUUUACAUUUUGCAAAAAGCGCGAGGGACUGGAAACAAACACUAUGUUGAAGGCUACUUUCCCCCCUGGAUACCUGAACACACACGCAGGCACACAGAGGCAAUUCACUGACCCAUACAUACAAACAUGAAUCACGUUUACACACUCCUUGGAUACACACAUGCCAAUCUUGCUGAUGGGUCUCAUUUCUCACGUACACUCCCAGACACACAUUUUUGUUUACACACGUCUUCAAACUGAACACACACGCGCACACACAUGGACAAGGAGGCGGCUCAGGGCUAAAACGGGCGUUGUCCUCAAGUUGACUCUCCCUGGUCUUCAGGAGUCGUUUUAGAGUGUGUGUUCUCCUUCAGCCCUCCUCCUGCUGGCCCUCCCCUAAGACCUGCUGAUUGGGCAGAGUGUUCCCUGUCAGAGGCUACCAGGUCUGUCUCCUGUCCGCUGGCCUUCAUUGCACUAAAAGGAUCCAUAACACCCCCGACCUUCCUACUCCAGGAAAUGUUCCUGAAUGGUAGCUGUUGUUUUUAUUUUAUUUGUUAUUUUUAUUUGCUCCCCCCUCGCCGCCGCCCCCCACCCCCAACAAUGGCCAUUCCAUUCAUUAUUGUUGUCGAUGUGGUCACUGUCUGUCAAUGUUGUUGUCUUGGAAACGUUGCUCUGUGUCGGUUUACUGGACGGUUCACCUGACUGAAGAGGAUACUCUUGUUUACACUGGCAACCCCCCCCCCCCCCACCUGACGGGGCGCUGGCAACGAGGGCUGUCUUUAGUUUGGACUGUUUCCAUAAUGUUGGGGCGAAGAGCGGUGGUUCUGGAACCAGGACCGGGAUGGAGGGCUGGGGAAGGAGAAGUGCCCAAGCGCUGAUGACGGAACACUGAUGGCACAUUGGGAGACCGCUGAUCCAGUACAGCCACCCUCCUGGCCCCUCCCCCCCGGGGAAACACAAAGAACUCUUUCAACACGGACGGCGAUGACGCAGGUUCCCAACAGCCCUCUCCACCUCUUGCCCUCACUUAUACACACACACGCACACACAGGGCUGUGGGGCAGCUACACUGAGCGGAGUGGAUCUCUGACCAUAUAGGAUCGCCUCGGCAAGCCAAAUGGAGGGCGGCGGACAAAGCUGACCCCAACCCCCCCUCCCACCC
This is a messenger RNA of Esox lucius (northern pike), 2928 nucleotides long. It is a transcript of the gene lpgat1, whose product is annotated as lysophosphatidylglycerol acyltransferase 1. Gene Ontology annotation, molecular function: acyltransferase activity. NCBI's taxonomy places the organism in Eukaryota, Metazoa, Chordata, Actinopteri, Esociformes, Esocidae. The record is from RefSeq and is a predicted model, not a curated record. The coding region runs from base 551 to 1675 and encodes 374 amino acids. The transcript is spliced from 8 exons. Gene Ontology annotation, cellular component: endomembrane system.